Molecule: messenger RNA, 1042 nt
Organism: Oenanthe melanoleuca
Lineage: Eukaryota; Metazoa; Chordata; Aves; Passeriformes; Muscicapidae
Product: mas-related G-protein coupled receptor member H-like
Exons: 1
Coding region: 1-918 (305 amino acids)
Biological process (GO): G protein-coupled receptor signaling pathway
Cellular component (GO): membrane
Molecular function (GO): G protein-coupled receptor activity
Source: RefSeq, a predicted model, not a curated record
AUGGAGCUGAGCCUGACCUCCCCACCUCCCUCAUCUCCUGUGACAGACAGUGAAGGAGAUGAUUCCUGUGGGAUCAAUGUCACCGAUGCGGCCAUAGACGGUGUCACACUGUUCAUCUGCCUCUGUGGGCUGGUUGGGAAUGGGGCUGUCCUCUGGCUCCUUGGAUUCCACAUCCGCAGGAACCCCAUCACCGUCUACGUCCUCAACCUGGCUGUGGCCGACUUCACCUUCCUCCUCCUCAUAGUCCCCUCCUCCGUGCUCUGCCUGAUGUAUGAAGCAUCCUGCUCCACUGUCCUGUCCCUGAAGCACCUGAAGUCCCUUGUCCUGCUGUCCCAGUUCUCCUACAACAUGGGGCUGUUCCUGCUGACAGCCAUCAGCAUCGAGAGGUGCAGCUCGAUUCUCUUCCCCCUCUGGUACCGCUGCCGCCGUCCCCAGCGCCUGUCCUGGGUGGUGUGUGCCCUGCUCUGGGCACUCUCCAUCGCUGUCAUGGUGGUGGUGACCUCCCUGUGCCUGUCACAGGACCAUGAGCACUGCCAGGUGGCUCUCAUCUCCAUGUAUGCCCUCAACUUUCUCAUCUUUGCUCCACCCAUGGUAAUCUCCAAUGUGAUCCUCUUCAUCAAGGUCCUGUGUGGCUCCAAGAGACGUCAGCCUAAGAGGCUCUACAUCGUUAUCUUCCUCACUGUGCUCUUCUUCCUCAUCUUUGGACUGCCCCUCAGCCUCCGCAAUUUCCUGCGGCAGCUUGAUUACAUAGUUGAGUACUCCCACGUGGUUUUCCUGCUUGCCUGCAUCAACAGCAGCAUCAACCCCUUCAUCUACUUCUUGGUGGGGAGUGGCUGGAGGCACUGCUCUGUCACAUCCCUCCAGGUCGCCUUCCGGAGGGUCUUUGAGGAGACAGGGAUCACCACAGUCUCCAGCUGAGAGGUCACUGUGGUCCCUCUGGCUGUGCUGCCCAUGCUGCCUUCAUGCUCAGCUGCCCAUCAUUGCUCCCAGCCAGGCCUGCAGAUCAUCCUCCUGCAGCUGUGAGUCAGGAUGCAUCCCAUAG